This is a messenger RNA of Helobdella robusta, 1950 nucleotides long. RefSeq lists its product as hypothetical. NCBI's taxonomy places the organism in Eukaryota, Metazoa, Annelida, Clitellata, Rhynchobdellida, Glossiphoniidae. The coding region runs from base 1 to 1950 and encodes 649 amino acids. The transcript is spliced from 12 exons. Gene Ontology annotation, cellular component: cytoplasm. Gene Ontology annotation, molecular function: guanyl-nucleotide exchange factor activity; protein binding. The record is from RefSeq and is a predicted model, not a curated record.
AUGCAUCUUACAACUGCAGCAAUUGAAACAUAUUUGCUAAAAGGGGCCCAAGCGGCUGGAGACCUUGCACUGAGUAUUUCACCAAGCGGUGCUGACGAUGCUCUUUGUCAUGUUGCUGAUGAGGAUAACAAAUCUACUGCUGUUAUGAUGAGAAUGAAGAGGGCCGCUAUGCUUGAGCAGAUUCUAGACACACGUCGCUCGACGACAAUAUACGCAGACGCGCUCUGGAAUCACGUGACUCUCGACGCGGACGAGUUGGCGUUCAAAGUGGGUGACGUCGUUGAGGUGCUGCACAGGCUGGACAAGGAUUGGUGGUACGGCCGGAUUGCCGAUAGGAAGGGGUGGUUUCCUGCUUCUUUUGUUAUUAUACAAGAAACUCCGCCUAUAGACAUCAGAAACGACUCAACCCUCAUGAGAAAGCACAAGCACAGCAAGCAACAUCAACGUACCAGCAACAACAACAACGACAAAGUUUCUUCAUCUAACUUCACACACAACAACAAAAACAACGGCACUGAUACCACCACCAACAACAAUAUAGCAAAUGAUGAAGAUGAUGAUGAAGAUGAUGAUGAGAUAAGUAAAAUGGAAGUACUGAGGAAUCAUAAGAUUAACGAGUUUGUAAGCUUAGAAAGGCAGUAUGUUAAAAGGUUGAAAGAUGUUGUAGAGGGCUACGUGGACAAGGCACGAAAAAGGACCGACAUGUUCACAUCCGAAUUGGUCUCAAAAAUAUUUAGCAAUUUGGAUCAGAUCUAUGUUUUUGCUCAUAAUUUCCUGUCCGUCUUAGAGGCGAACGUUGUGAAAGAUGCUGUUUAUAAGAGUUGUAUCGGGGAGUGCUUUCUUGAAAGGCAAUGUGAUUUUGAGGUCUACUCUGAGUAUUGCAACAACCAUCCGAGAGCCUGUGAUGAACUGAACAGCGUUAAAAACGAUCUGAAGUAUCAGCUGUUCUUUGAAGCAUGUCGACUUAUCCAACAGAUGAUCGAGAUUCCUUUAGAAGGUUUCUUACUAUCUCCAGUGCAGAAGAUCUGCCAGUACCCGCUGCAGCUGAAAGAGUUAAUAAAGUACACCCCACGUUCGCAUCCGGAUUACGAGCCUCUGGUCGGUGCUAUGGAGGCCAUGAAGUCUACAGCCAUGCUGAUCAAUGAGAGGAAGAGGAAAGUCGAGAGUCUGGAAAAGUUGGCUGUCUGGCAGUUGAAUGUCGACGGCUGGCAGGGUCCGGCCAUAUACGAAACGAGUUCGGAGUUAGUGUACAGUGGUGAAGUUGGCAAGAAAAGUUCAAAUGGAUCGAUAUUAUGUCGGGUCCUGUACAUCUUUGAUAACUUGCUCGUCGUUUUUAAAAAGGACAUAUUAUGGAGAGAUGGACUAAUAUAUAAGAGUAGAUUGAACCUAAGGAGGUGUCAAAUAAAAACCAUUACAGAGCCUAACAAAGAUAACGUCAGGCAUUGUUUUCAACUCGUUGAAGAGGAACAAACACCUAGAAGUCGUCACCAUCAGCAUCACUAUCAAUCCUGCAACAACAUCAACAACAAAAAUAAUAAUAAUAUAAAUAAUAAUAAUAAUACUAAUAAUGUGAAUAGUACUGCCCCGGCAAAAGUUUAUACCUUUGUAUGCAAGUCAGCCGACGAGGUAUCGUCCUGGCUAAAAGCGUUUGACGACGAACGAAAACUCUUCUUAAAUGAUCUAGAUAACGGUUUUGAGUUAUCAAAAGUGAGAAAAACUAUCAAGUUACCUGAUACCACUAAGCAAAAAGAUAAAGCGUUCAGAAAGAAAAGCUUAGUGGCAUAUCAUUCCUUGACGGAUGGAGUGAGAGAUCUAAUCGCUGCAUCCAAUAAUAAUAAUAAUAACCAUAAUAAUUUUGGUAGCAUUUUUAAUAGCGUCAAUUAUAAUUCUUUAAGGAAACAGUCUGCCUCGUCACUGAUUAAUUUUGUGCAAAAAAAUUUCAAGAGGUGA